AUGGCGCAGGUAAUGCGGAUGGCAAAAGGUGACAAAGAAGGUGGUCCAGAAAUUUCUAUUGCUGGAAGUAUGGCCGCACGGACUGCGGAAGCGUCCAAGAGCCCCGCGCCUCAGCAGUCGCGGACGCCCCCUGACGAGGACGAAGCUGUGCUGCAGCUGCUGCGGCGCUGCUGGGCCGACGAGCCGGCUGACCGGCCGGACUUUCACGCGCUCAAGGCCGCCAUCCGCAGCCUCAACAGGGACAGUGAUGGCGGGAAAAUCCUGGAGAAAUUGCUGUCGCGCAUGGAGCAGUACGCCAACAACCUGGAGACACUGGUCGAGGAGAGGACGUCUGACUACCUGGAGGAGAAGCGCAAGUGUGAAGAACUGCUGUACCAGUUGCUACCCAAGUCUGUUGCCAGUCAGCUGAUCCUGGGCCAAGCAGUUAUCGCCGAAACGUACGACAGCGUCACCAUCUACUUCAGCGACAUAGUCGGAUUCACGGCACUGUCUGCAGAAAGUACGCCGCUACAGGUUGUAGAUUUACUCAACGACUUGUACAGUUGCUUCGACUCCAUCAUAGAGCACUUCGACGUGUAUAAGGUCGAGACAAUCGGGGACGCUUACAUGGUGGUAUCUGGGCUGCCGGUCCGGAAUGGUUCGCGGCACGCUCGCGAGGUGGCGCGCAUGUCGCUGGCGCUGCGACAGGCGGUGGCGGGCUUCCGCAUCCGGCACAGGCCAGGGGAGCAGCUCAAGCUGCGCAUCGGCAUGCACACCGGUCCAUGUGUUGCUGGUGUUGUGGGUCACAAGAUGCCUCGCUACUGCCUCUUUGGUGACACUGUCAACACUGCUUCACGUAUGGAGUCCCAUGGCCUUCCUCUAAAGAUCCAUGUAAGCCCUAGCACUAAGGCAAUUCUCGACACUUUUGAUACAUUUGAAUUGGAGCUAAGAGGCGAAAUUGAGAUAAAGGUAUGCAUGGCUUUCUGUUCAAAAGUCAUCAGAAUUUGUUAA
This is a messenger RNA of Schistocerca nitens (vagrant locust), 990 nucleotides long. Its product is annotated as atrial natriuretic peptide receptor 1-like. Bases 1 to 990 code for a protein of 329 amino acids. Gene Ontology annotation, molecular function: peptide receptor activity; guanylate cyclase activity. The transcript has 8 exons. Lineage: Eukaryota; Metazoa; Arthropoda; Insecta; Orthoptera; Acrididae. Gene Ontology annotation, biological process: receptor guanylyl cyclase signaling pathway; cGMP biosynthetic process; intracellular signal transduction. The record is from RefSeq and is a predicted model, not a curated record.